GCGUCGUGCCCCUCAUGGUCAGCCUUCAGGGACUAACCCGCCCGCCACUCGCUGCCUGGGAGCGGAGGGAACAGCAUCCCCGCACUUCACCGCUCUCUGCCGUCCUCCAACCUUCGCGGAUAACAGGAGAGGAGCCUGCUUUUGCUUCUGCCUCGCGGGGGAGUGAACUUACCAUUCAAACAGGCAGUUCGGAGCGCGUGCUCUCGGUCGGAGCUCUCGCGGCGGGGCUGACUUGCGCCUACCAGUCCGCUCCGCGCGCAGCCUCCGGCGGCCACGGCACGCCGACAAGUACCGGGACGCCGCUCGCCGCUCCGGAGCGACUUCAGGAUGAUAAGAGAAGAGUGAAAGACUCAGCAGUCACUGACCCUGCAGAGUAAACACCUGAUUGGUAAAAGCAGUUUUCACACAGAACACACGCCGUCCUCUGGUGGAUUUCAAGAUCUUUUCAAACUAACAAUACGGACACCUUUGACUGAGGACGUUUAUGAACUAAAUCCUCAUCUCUCUGCAUAGUAAGGACGCCGGGGUUUUCCACAUUACACCAUGUGAUUGAAAUAUUUGUGGAUCUAAACUCGCCACGAUGCCAUUUCCCUUCACUGCACUCUCCGAGUUUUCAACCAAGUGACUUUGUGACAAAAUGUCUUUGGUCAAACGGAGAAAGUUCAGGACUUUUGCUCUUCUGCUGUGCGUCAUUACCUUCACCACGCUCCUGUUCAGCUACACUUUCCGGGACCCGUCGCUCUACUUCUUCAAGUACUUCCGGCUCUCGGACAGCUUCUUCUCCAAGGGGCCGUGUUCCUGUCAGCAGUGCGUCGCCGAGCUGGAAGGCGACCCGUGGUUCGCCGAGCACUUCAACCUCUCCAUCCACCCUCUGAUGACCAGGGAGAACAGCUUCCUCUCUGAGGAGACCUUUAAAUGGUGGCAGUGGUUGCAGUCAGAGAGGCAGCCGGCCAACUUCUCCGAGGUGGUGGAGGAGCUGUUCCAAGUCAUCCCCGACGACGUCCUCUAUGUGGACGCCAGCCCCGAGCGCUGCCGGAGCUGCGCCGUGGUGGGGAACUCCGGGAACCUGAAGCGGUCCCGCUAUGGUGGCCUCAUUGACGCCUGCGAUUUCAUCAUAAGGAUGAACCAGGCUCCUACCAGUGGAUUCGAGGAGGAUGUCGGAACACGCACCACUCACCAUGUCAUGUACCCAGAAAGCGCCAUUGACUUGGACAACACCACCAGCCUGGUUCUGAUCCCGUUCAAGACUCUGGACCUGCAGUGGGUCAUCAGUGCUCUGACCACUGGCGCUAUCACACACACAUAUUUACCAGUUAGGGCCAGGAUAAAGGCGAACAAAGAUAAGGUGUUAAUUUAUAGUCCAACUUUUUUCAAAUACGUCCACGAGUCGUGGCUCGAAGGUCAUGGACGAUAUCCGUCGACUGGCUUCCUCAGCUUGCUGCUUGCUCUCCACAUAUGUGACGAGGUCAGCGUGUUCGGAUUUGGCGCCGACCGGUACGGAAACUGGCACCACUAUUGGGAGGAGAACCAUUUGGCUGGAGCUUUCAGACACACCGGAGUCCAUGACGGAGAUUAUGAAUAUAAUGUCACCUUGCUGCUGGCGGACAAGCACAAAAUCCGAAUGUUCACUGGCAGAUGAUACCGAGCAUGGGAUGACCGGCGAAUGAACGUCACCGAACUUUAAAUAACAAAAAAUACAAGCAAAAUGCUAAUUUCAUUAUGUCUGCAAAUAUGUCUACUUGACCUCUUUUAUACAGGCCGGUUAUUUCUUAUUAGCUUGAAUCUGCUGUCACAGUAAUUAGAAACUUUCUGUCAAAUGGAUGUUUCAUUGAGGAGACAAAAAGCAACACUGCCGCUUUCCAGAAGCUUACGUUCUACCGCAGACUGAGCAGCCAGGAGGAAAAUAAAGAUGCAUGCCGUAUUAAAAUGCCAAUGUCACAUGAUUAAACGUUUCCCUCUGUUUUCUUUUUGUUUUCUCCUAACCAACUUUAAUUUUUUUUUUCUUUCUGUGCAACUUUCUGUGGACAUCUUAAGCCCUUGUGUUAAUGAAAUUGAAAGAACAAAGCCGUUCUGUCAGCAGCAGAAAGACAAAGUGCUACAUUAGACUCCUGAUGUAUGCAUACGGAGACCUGAAUUGCUAAAAAGGCCCAUUUGUUUUUGAAGCUGCUAAGCCCUGCGUUUAUGGCCAAAAAGAAAAACUAGUGUCAGAACCCUAGUGACUGAGGUGUAAAUCUUAUUCAGAAAUCGACACAAUCCGAGAGUUGAGGCGUCUUCGUUUAAUGGCCAUCAUGACAAAGUCUCGGUUGUUUUUAUUGCGCCGAUCAAUCCUGGUAUUACUCAUUUCCAUCACGUUGCUCCUUGCGUGUGUCCUUGCAGAUGUUUGAUGAUCGAAGAUCAUUCUUAAACUUAUCCCCCAAGGAACGCAUUUUAUUACAAUGUGACAUUUAUAAAAUAUAUAUUUAUAUAUAAAACACCCACUGGGCAGCAGCCAGCCUUCAAGAAUAACUGAUGUUGUUAGCCUUCAAACAUAGUAUUAUCCAAACUGGGAACAUUUCAAUCAAACAAUAAACAUAUUCCUUUUUUAUUAUUUUUUACAUUUUGGUAAUUGACUGAAAGUGGAUUCAGUCUGUUAUUUUUUUCCCCAAAAAUGUUUUCCAAUUUAAAAAUACAAUCUAAAAAGAAAUGCAUUUACAUGCAUAGAAAAGUAAGUGGAUUCAGUCUGUUAUUUUUUUCCCCAAAAAUGUUUUCCAAUUUAAAAAUACAAUCUAAAAAGAAAUGCAUUUACAUGCAUAGAAAAGUAAAUUGUCCUGUUGGUUGUUUGAUUGGCUUAAUGGGGGGGUGGAGCAUAGAACACACUGGAAAAUUACAUUUUUGACUUGGAAAUUUCUCACCAAGCCCUUAUCUCAAAAUCCAACAUGGCUGCCACACUUUCAAAAGAUGUUUCAUGUAAUUCCGAAAGUAAUUUCCCUAGUGUUUUUGGCACUUCUGACAAUUUAUAUAUCAUUCAGUGACAUUGUGCAUUAUUGGUAGGUUAGAUCAGAAGUAUUCAUACCCCCGGCAGAUUUAGGUAUAAAGUACUCUUAAUCGUACUUUCUUCUGAUUAGAAUUAGCAUAGAUGCACUGGAGAAGCCAUGCUCAUGUCCCAACUUGAAUCUGACAAAGAAAGUGUGGAGGGAGUUAAUGAUUAGGGUGAUGGAAAAGAGUUUUUUCCAACCUUCAAUAUAAGCUCCAGCAGACAUGGCGCUUAUAUCGUCGUAAAAACCUGCAAAAAUAAAAACUGGAAUGCAAUUAUGAGAAGCUUUUGCUUCAAAGACAAAAGUAUUAUUACAUGUAUUAUUGAGAAAGGUGUAAAUAAUUUUCUGCGAGGCAUUUUUUAAUUCAAUCUAAUUGAAAAGACAUUUUUUAAGAUGUAUAUACUUAUUUCAGUUUUUUAUUUCUCCUUUGAAGAAAUGUAUCUCUUUCCCUAUCAGAAAUUAUCUUAUUUGAAUGAAAGCAAUGUUAAAUCUCAUUAUACUAGGGGUAUGGAUAGUUUUGGGCUUACCUGCGUUUGCCAACAUGUUCCUUUGGUAAAUAAAAAGGCAAAGCAA
Molecule: messenger RNA, 3587 nt
Organism: Xiphophorus maculatus (southern platyfish)
Lineage: Eukaryota; Metazoa; Chordata; Actinopteri; Cyprinodontiformes; Poeciliidae
Gene: st3gal1
Product: ST3 beta-galactoside alpha-2,3-sialyltransferase 1
Exons: 7
Coding region: 638-1639 (333 amino acids)
Molecular function (GO): beta-galactoside (CMP) alpha-2,3-sialyltransferase activity
Source: RefSeq, a predicted model, not a curated record